Penicillium verrucosum is the source of this 1029-nucleotide messenger RNA. RefSeq names its product NAD(P)-dependent alcohol dehydrogenase. NCBI's taxonomy places the organism in Eukaryota, Fungi, Ascomycota, Eurotiomycetes, Eurotiales, Aspergillaceae. Bases 1 to 1029 code for a protein of 342 amino acids. The transcript has a single exon. The record is from RefSeq and is a predicted model, not a curated record. Gene Ontology annotation, molecular function: oxidoreductase activity.
AUGACAUCUGCUCAACCCACAGAAAUGAAAGCCUGGCUCUACUCCAGCACAACCAACGGCCUGGAAAAUAACCUCAAUUUCGACGCGUCGGCACGCGCCCCACCAGCCGUCCACGGCAACAAUGUCCUAGUCCAAGUCCUCUCAGCCUCGCUGAAUCCCGCCGACUACAAAGUCCCCGAAAUGGGCCUAGUAGGUCUCGUAGCACAAAAAUUCGUCAUCGGCACACCCGCCUCACCGGGAAUGGACUUCUGCGGACGCGUGGUCGUCUCCGGCGACGACGCGACCGAGUUCUUACCCGGCCAGCUCGUGUACGGCUGUCUCAGCCAGCCCGGCCAAUUCGGUUCUUUGGGCGAGUACCUAGUGACGUCUGCUAGCCUGCUUGCGCCCGUGCCGGAGGGCGUGGAGGUUGAUCAUGCGGCGUGCAUUGGCAUUGCCGGACAGACGGCGUACCAGUCUUUGGCUGGGUAUGUCAGUGCCGGUGAUAAGGUGUUCAUUAACGGCGGCUCUGGAGGAUGUGGAAUUUUCGCCAUUCAAAUUGCUAAAGAGAUGGGAUGUCAUGUUACUACUACUUGCUCGACGAAGAAUGUGGAGUUUGUUCGUGGGCUGGGUGCUGAUGAGGUUAUUGACUACUCGGUUGAGGAGGAUUUGGUUGCUACGCUGCGUGACCGUGGUGUUGUCUUUGAUCAUAUUGUCGAUCAUAUUGGAUACCCUGCGCCGAUGUAUCGCGAGUCGCAUCACUUCUUGGCGGCUGGGAAGACGUUUGUGCAGGUUGGUGCGCCGGGCGUGGGGACUUUUGUUGAUCGGUUGAUCUGGCCGAGUUUCUUGGGUGGUGGAAAGAGGAAGUAUGUUAUCUUCUUCUUCAAGAAUACUCGUGAAGAUCUUAUGAAGAUGGGGGAAUGGGUGCAAAAGGGGGCUGUCAAGAUUCAGCUGGAUACUGCCUACGAGUUUGAGGACACCGUGAAGGCAUUUGAGAAGCUUCGGUCUGCCCGUGCUAGAGGAAAGAUUGUUGUGCAUGUGGCUAAGCCAUGA